AUAUAAACGAAAGCCAGUGCAAAGUGAAUUUAAAUUUUCUUACAUUUUGUGAAUGCAUAAAAAACUUACCAAACAAAAAAAGUGAAAAAACCGCAAAGAAAAUGAUGUUGCUACAGCAGCAGCAACAGCGCCGUUUGUGGGAUGCUACCAAAGCACCAACAACAACAGGAUCCCCAGCUGCAACAACAACGACAACAUCGACAGAGGCGGCAGCAGAAGGCAGUAACAAAUUGGAUUUGGAUGCUGCAGCUGCGGCUGCCAAACGGCGAGGCGUUCGGCUAAUUCAGCGCAAGGAUCACGAAGACACAAGACACGCAUUUAUGCGACACAUGUCAAACUCACCGACACCGCCAUCUCCCCUGCGAUCUCUAUCAGACUGUGGUAAAAGCUACGAAGAGGAGGAGGAGGAAGAGGACGAUGAUGAGCUAGACGAGGAUGUGGCUCAAAAUUUGAGCAGCAAACGUCGUGCGUCCCAUCAAUUGGACAUCAAAAUGGAGAAUGAGGUGCUAAAUUUGGCCUCACCGGCGCCCAAACGCUUGGCCCUCGAACAACAAACACCUGAGCCACAAGCGACAACAGCAGCUGCAGCCGCGCCCCCAAUGGGCCUGCCAGCGCCUUUGGGCUUUGGGCCAGAGGACAUGCAGCAGGCGUUACAGCUCCAGUUGCAUAGCUACAUUGAAAUGGUGCGUCAACUGGCGCCCGAUGCAUUUCCCAAUCCCAAUUUGGCAACGCAAUUUCUGCUACAGAAUUCGCUGCAAGCGUUGGCCCAAUUCCAGGCGCUGCAGCAGCUCAAAGUGGAAAGGGACAGGGAGCAAGUGCAGCAAAUGCCUAGUGAAAUGUUGCCCACGCGCCACUAUUCGACGCCCUUAAGCAAAAGUCCGCUGCGCAGUCCAUCGCUGAGUCCAGUGGGCCGUCAAAUGGAGCCGCAGCAGCGCACGCCGCCCAAUUCCUUGGCAGGAUUGGGAUUGAGCAGCGCAGUGCUAACUCCAAAUACUCCCAGCAUGCAGCAGCAGCAGCAGCAGCAAUCGGCGACAACUGCUUCCAGUUCGACGCCCAAGCCUUUGAGUAGUGGCGCCACCGUUGCCGCUGUCAUGGCCACCAAGCUGGAACAGUCACCAGAGGAGACUACAGAUCUAGAGGAGCUGGAACAGUUUGCCAAGACCUUCAAGCAGCGACGCAUUAAGCUUGGCUUCACCCAGGGCGACGUGGGCCUGGCCAUGGGCAAGCUCUACGGCAAUGAUUUCUCCCAGACAACCAUCUCGCGCUUCGAAGCGCUCAAUCUGAGCUUCAAGAACAUGUGCAAGCUGAAGCCACUGCUGCAGAAGUGGCUGGAAGAUGCCGACUCGAGUGUGGCCAAGUCGGCGGGCGGCGUUUUCAAUAUCAAUACGAUGACCACCAAUUUGUCCAGCACGCCGGAGAGCAUAUUGGGCAGGCGACGCAAGAAGCGCACUUCGAUAGAGACGACCAUCAGGGGUGCCUUGGAGCAGGCAUUCAUGCUCAACUGCAAGCCCACCUCGGAGGAGAUAAAUCAGCUGUCGGAGCGCCUGCACAUGGAUAAAGAAGUCGUGCGCGUCUGGUUCUGCAAUCGCAGGCAGAAGGAGAAGCGCAUCAAUCCCUCCCUCGACUUGGAUAGUCCAACUGGCACGCCGCUGAGCAGCCAUGCCUUUGGCUAUCCACCGCAAGUGCUCAAUAUGUCCAAUGGACAUAUGCUGCUCGAAGCUGGCGGCGGUGGAUCCCAUUGCGGCAGCUCCAUUAGCUCUGGUGAUUGAGAGUUAGAUCAUCCAGCGUUAGCCUAAUUCAGCUUGUAUAUAAAGACAGUGAAGCUCUCCAAAUCUUCCACGAAACAUUCCAAAUCCAAAAAGCAAAAAAUAAACAACAAAAACUGCAUAUCGUAUUAACCCUGUAUCCAAAA
Molecule: messenger RNA, 1912 nt
Organism: Drosophila hydei
Lineage: Eukaryota; Metazoa; Arthropoda; Insecta; Diptera; Drosophilidae
Gene: pdm2
Product: POU domain protein 2
Exons: 3
Coding region: 102-1769 (555 amino acids)
Biological process (GO): regulation of transcription by RNA polymerase II
Molecular function (GO): RNA polymerase II cis-regulatory region sequence-specific DNA binding; DNA-binding transcription factor activity, RNA polymerase II-specific
Source: RefSeq, a predicted model, not a curated record